Messenger RNA from Penicillium brasilianum, 1456 nucleotides. Lineage: Eukaryota; Fungi; Ascomycota; Eurotiomycetes; Eurotiales; Aspergillaceae. The record is from the annotation of a GenBank genome assembly.
AUGGCAGAAAUCAUCAAAUAUGAGCUGUCCGAUUUGGACAAAGGAGGAUUUCUCAAGGAGGUGACGAUUGUCGUCUUCUAUGAAAUCCCUCCCACGGUCAACUCCGAGAAGGUCAUCUCGUCUAUGGAAGAAGGACUGAAGAACGCAAUCGACCAGUUACCUUUCAUGGCUGGAGAAUUGCAAUUCGAAAAGACCGGCAAACUUUGUAUCACCAAGUCGCCCGAAAACCAGCUCAAACUCGAAGUUGACCGAUCCAACUCCGCACAACACAAGUCUCUUUCCGCUCUGGCGCAAACCUCGUUCGCUCCUGAUGCAGUAGAUCUCGCUCAAUUCCUGCCACCAGCCCCGGAGCAUAAGAAGCCAGUCUGUGCUUUGAAAUUGAAUCUCAUCGAGGGUGGCUUGGUUUUGGGACUCCGAGUCAACCAUGCCGCUGGGGAUUGGACUUCAAUUGACAGAUUCCUGUCUCUGGUUUGCCAAAGCUGCAAAGCAAACCAGAAUGGCCUUGAGACACCCACCUACACGCCGGAUCUGAAUAGAGCUCCAUACAAUAAGCCUGUGGAUCUCUCAAAAUACUCAAGACAGGUUUCCCUAGAGAGUCUUCGGAUCUUCUACGUCAUGGAAAAGAGUCAACUCAAGGCACCCUCGUCAACACCGUCCCAGCCGAAGAUCUACCGAAUCUCAGACGACGCUAUCAAAGAGAUAAAAGACCAAUGUUCUCCCUACCUCACCGACGUGAAGUUCAUCUCAUCAUACGACUGUAUCUCCGCGCUUGUCUGGACGUCAAUCACUCGUGCCCGAUUGCAUCUUCACCCAGAAAAGAAGGCCUCUCCAUCGCGCUUCAUUCACCCCAUCGACGUUCGAACUCGAGACCCCGAGCACAAAACGUCUGCACAGUACUUCGGCAACGCCGUCAUUGGAGCGCAAGCUGGUCCCCUAGAGGCCCAAGCCCUGGUAUCAGAUGGAAGCCGAGGCCUUGCAACUGCCGCCUCGUCAAUUCGCCAAUCCAUCAACUCCGUUGACCUGACUUCAAUCAGCCAUAUGACUUCCCUCAUAUCAUCACUCGCACCGACGGAGACUCUGGGCUCUCAUGCUGAUUUCACGGACAUGGACGUGUUCAUGAAUACCUGGCACUCGGGGAGUACGGAGAAGUAUGGCCUCGGGGCUGGUGUAGUCCCGGUUGCUUUGCGACUGCACGCGCCGAUGCCGGGAGCUUGUGCCGUGAUUUUGCCGAAUUUCUCGCGUGGAUCCGUGAGGGUGUUUGACGUUCAUCUACAGGUAACAGCGGAGGAGCAUGCGUUGUUGAAGCAGGAUGCAGAGUUUGUGAAGUAUUUUGAGCUUGUUGCGUAGGGUGUAUUUGAUUCUUGAGUAAGAGAUAGCUUAUUUCGUUUCUGAAUGGCGUUUUAACUCGUAUUUAGUUGGCGCCUCACAUCCAAUCUUCAAUUUAUAGGUAUUUGCG